Messenger RNA from Anneissia japonica, 2097 nucleotides. Its product is annotated as rhombotin-2-like. The coding region runs from base 1 to 576 and encodes 191 amino acids. Gene Ontology annotation, molecular function: DNA-binding transcription factor binding; transcription coactivator activity. Gene Ontology annotation, cellular component: nucleus. The record is from RefSeq and is a predicted model, not a curated record. Lineage: Eukaryota; Metazoa; Echinodermata; Crinoidea; Comatulida; Comatulidae. Gene Ontology annotation, biological process: positive regulation of transcription by RNA polymerase II. The transcript is spliced from 3 exons.
AUGUUUGUCUCUAUCCACCCAGGAUUAUACUGGUACAUGCUGAAGGUAAAACAGGCUGCUGUGACCCCCACCACCUGCCUCGCCACUGAGAGUGGCAAACCCCAUAAAGCAUCAGGAUCAGAGAUGGCUCCAGAAAUUCACCGACAAAGGGUUCAACUUGUCCGUGAAACAGUAGAUGAAGUGUUGAACACACACCCGUCAAACUUGGAGUGCUAUGGGUGCCAUGAACACAUCAGAGAUCGAUAUUUGUUGAAAGCUCUCGAUAAAUACUGGCACGAGGAUUGUUUGUCCUGUGACCUGUGUCACUGCAGACUUGGAGAGGUCGACUGUUAUGUGUAUUUCAAGUUAGGAAGGAAAUUUUGUAAGAGAGACUACUUAAGGUUAUUUGCGCCAAAUGGCUUCUGUUCUGCUUGUAAUAUCACCAUACCUGCCUACGAGCUAGUGAUGACGGUAACAGAGGGACGUCACUAUCAUCUUGAGUGCUUCAAAUGUUCCCAGUGUGACAAACCAUUUUGUGUAGGGGACAAGUUCUUUAUCCUCGGCUCCAAUAUCAUAUGUGAAGAUCACACUGUGUGACGAUCCGUUGACUCUUGCAGUACUGUGACCAUGAAUAAAUGGACUAUCCAACCGAUUGGAUUCGUAUUCUAUAAAACUGAUGAGACCGCAACGCGCGAUCACGAACAUUGUCAUUGGAGUAUAAUGACAGUGACAUUAAACUGAGAAUGACAAUUACGUUGGUUCUUUGCCAAAGUGUCACUAAAAUAUAAAUGCAUCUCUGAGACGAUUGGCUUAGUGAGUGUAUUUAUUAAUGAUGACGAAAGAUCGCCAGAGAAGUAUCUCAACUUAAUAAAUGGCCAUGUCGAUUUUAUAUUCAGUACAUGACAGAUAAAGACUUUUGAAGUAUAAAAAGUAUGUAAAUCAACAGAAAAUUAUCAUUUUAAAUGACCAAUCUAAUGUUUUAAAUGAAGGUUUAUCACACACAGUAGACCUAGUAGCCUUAUUGUUAUUAUUAUUUUCUAUUAGGUCUUAUAAUACUAUUUUACUGUAUUACUACGUUUUCUUCCCGAGCUUUAUUGUUAGUUAUUUUAAUUGGCCUUUCAUAUUCUAAACUGAAAUUGAACAACAUACAAAAAACAAAAACUGGGUCAGGUAUGAAUCAACAAGUCAUCUAGAUUUUCGAACUUUAAAUUAAUUAAAGGGGGAUACAUAAUUUCCUUGAUUUAAAGGAAUAACCUCAAGUUCUGAGAAAUUGGAGCACAAAAUUGACCUUACAAACAAAAGAUGGGACUUAGGCCUAUGCUCGAAAACAACCCUACCAAGUUUCUUUUCAAACUUCUUUAGGCGCCCCGAUUUCAGCUGACGAUAAAAAAUUGUUCAGCUUUUUCUAUCCUCCAUAAGAGAGUUGAUCUCAGUGGUGUUCUCGAUUCAUGCGUCCCUUUGAAGUUUUCGAUGUGGGCCUAGUUGGUGGCAGGUCUUCCUCUUCCUUUGUUGUUAGUGUUUGGUUCCCAGAAUAUGUCGACUAUUUUAUCUGUUCUCAAUGGCGAAGAACCCCUGAAAUGGGGGAAGGGGCGAAAGAGAACUGGGAGGUGUCUACCAAAAUAAACUUGUGAAAAGCAAUAAGGCCAAAUAAAAUUAAAUGUUAGUUUCACGUCCGGGAUUUGAAAUUAUUUUUUGGUGAGGGUAUUUAAUAUUUGCUUUUUACUAUCCUAUAUACUAAUGGAAAACAUGCUGUUAAAUAGUAAAAAUAGUCUUUUUUUACAUAAAAGGAGUAAAAUAAAUCUUAGUAAUGAAUUUCUGCCAUUUGUUUUUUUUUUUGUUUUGAAAAACAGCAAAUAGUAAUUUUUCUUUUUCAUGAGGCUCCAAAAUUUGAUGAAGGCUGGGACGUACAACUAGCAAUUAAUUUUAUUUGGCCUAAAAGGUGACACACUUGAUAUAUAUGAUUUCAUUUGAAAGCAUAGACGAUAUUGUAAUUAUUGAAUUUAUCCCAUAAUGACGAUUUUUGGAAAAUCACAUUUGGUGAAAAACGUAAAAUAGAUAAUUAAAUGUAUUUUUAUAAUAUUGUAAAAAAUGAAUUAAAAAAAAAAAAGAAACACCUUA